This is a messenger RNA of Bipolaris oryzae ATCC 44560, 981 nucleotides long. RefSeq lists its product as uncharacterized. The transcript is spliced from 3 exons. Lineage: Eukaryota; Fungi; Ascomycota; Dothideomycetes; Pleosporales; Pleosporaceae. The coding region runs from base 1 to 981 and encodes 326 amino acids. The record is from RefSeq and is a predicted model, not a curated record.
AUGCGAUCGAUAGCAAGUAUUGCCCAAGAGCACUUUGGGAUCUCUACAUAUGGUGAGGCACUCAAGCUUGAGCUUCUUGCUUUAAAAGAGAAUGACCCUCCUCGAACUACACCGACCCAUUUAUCAAUUCCGUAUACUGCAGACAAUUGCCCCGAGGACCCUCCACAGGAUGAGUUUCAAAAGGCGGUAACUGAAAACACUCUUCAUGCGGCAGUCCACAUGAAUUAUGUAUUCCGAGUUCGCGACCAAGUUUUUAAGGUUGGUGACGAGCAACAGAUUAUCGAAGAAGCAGAGAAUCUCAUCUAUCUUGCAGAAAAUUCUCGCGUCCGAGUGCCCAAGGUUUACAAGCUCACGUAUACCGAUUGGAUGAGUUCUACGGAGGAAGAGCGUACAACACUGUGUGCCAGACUACGAGAGCAGUACCGUCUACUCCGGUCUAUUCCAUCUGAGGGAUACUAUGGUCGAGUUCAUUGCCAAGCCUUUGACCGUAAGAUGGGCAUGUUUCGCACCAACUGUAAGCAAUCUUGCGGCCCAUAUAAAACUUACGAAGAAUUUACUUCAGCAGUAAUCCGUUCUGCUGAAGUAAAUGCUUUGAUUAGACGUGUCCAAGAAGGCGAAUAUCUUUGUGAGGAUCAAGACACUAUGUUGUCUGAGUACAAGCAAGCCUUAGAAAUAUCUGCUGACCGGAAACCUGUCUUUACCCACGUGGAUCCUUCCCUAAAGAACAUCAUCCUCCGCCGUAUUCCAUCAACACAAGACCAACCUCCAGACUGGGAAGUGACCUUGAUUGAUUGGGCUGGUGCUGGGUGGUACCCAGCGUGGGUACAGGGUGCUGCAUUCGACCAACGUUUCGGCUUCUGGGACGAAUCUGGAAAAUUUCACGCUGAUAUUGAUGACGAGUUUGUAGAUAAAGUCUUUGGCGAGAUGAAAUGUGGAGCAGAUUUGGCGCGCCUUUGCACCAAGGCACAAAGAAUCUACUAA